Messenger RNA from Glycine soja, 2079 nucleotides. RefSeq names its product E3 ubiquitin protein ligase DRIP2-like. The record is from RefSeq and is a predicted model, not a curated record. The transcript has 7 exons. NCBI's taxonomy places the organism in Eukaryota, Viridiplantae, Streptophyta, Magnoliopsida, Fabales, Fabaceae. Bases 438 to 1727 code for a protein of 429 amino acids. Gene Ontology annotation, molecular function: ubiquitin-protein transferase activity.
AAAAGACAUAAGAAAGAGAGGAGAAACACACACAACACAAACACAAACUAAACACAAACAGAAACACACAACACUCGGUUUCGGUUCAUGCUCGAAGAGGUCCUCUCGAUUCAGAUCAUCCACAACACAUCACAACAGAAACUUCCUCUGGCAAAUCUACCAUAACCCACGUCAAAUCCUCACGAAUCUCACCGACCCAUUCCCUAUUAUCAUCCAUCUCCACCGAUCGCUACCAUUACCAACAGCAGCUUCAUCCAUUCUCCACGCACGCUUCUUCCUUUUCUUUCUCACACCGCGCGUUCGUGUUCUUAAUGCAGACCCUGAUUGCAACGAAAUGGACGUAAAUUUGGGAGGUGCAGGCGCGGUGACAGCAUAGCAUAGCAUGCAGCAGCAGCAGCAGGGAGUGAGCGUGCGAGGAGGGAAGGAGGAGCAGCAGCAUGUCAAAUCAGGUGGUGAAAGUGCGAAGGGACACGAUUGCAGCAUGCAUGACUUGCCCACUCUGCGGCAAGCUCUUCAGAGAAGCCACAACCAUAUCCGAAUGUCUCCACACGUUUUGCAGGAAGUGCAUUUAUGAUAAAAUUACGGAUGAGGAGAUAGAAUGUUGUCCAAUAUGCAACAUUGAUUUGGGUUGUGUUCCACUCGAGAAACUGAGGCCAGACCACAGUUUGCAAGAUGUAAGGGCCAAAGUUUUCCCCUUAAAGGGAAGAAAGGUGAAGGCACCUGAAGUUGUCACCUCAGUACCAUUACCAGCUAGGAGAAAGGAGAGAUCUCUUUCAUCUUUGGUGGUCAGCACACCAAGGGUAUCUACACAGGCAACCAUGACAGGAAGAAGAACAAAGCCUACAAGAAAGGCUAGUGGUUUGCGGUCCACUAGUUUUUCCAUUGAAAAGCCCAUUAAAAAAGAGGAAUAUUUACUAGAAGAUCGUCCUGAUAGUUCAAGCUCACCUGACACUUCACAUAAGUUUGCUCAUAAUUCUGGACAGAGCAUGUCCCCUUGCGAGGGUAGUCAGUCCAUCCCAAAUAAAGGAUCAGAGAAUGGUGCCGAACCAUGGGAUGCAAAAUUGGAUCUUUGGAAACCCUUGAAUUGUUUAGUAGAAGUCGCAAGUAGGAGUAAAUCUUUCAAGUCUAAUAUUCUUGGGUCUGAUGCUAAAUUAGAAACCAAUCAAGUAAAUGAGAGCGAUUCUCAAGUUCUGAAAAUAAAAAAUAAGGAAAAUAAACGUAAGGCAAAAAUUGAGGAUGAAAAGAGUAGCCCUUAUCCUGUCUCUUCAGAUACAGCAAAACCAAAUAAAUUGCGCAGAAUACGCAAGAAAAAAGAGCCUGCUUCUGGAGAAUCUGGCAUAUCACCCCAAGCUGUGCUGGAUUCUGCCAGCAAUAAUAGACUCUCAAGGACUGGUCCAAUUUGGUUCUCCUUAGUGGCUUCUGAAAACCAGGAAGGAGAUGAUCCCUUGCCCCAAAUUCCUGCAAGUUAUUUGAGAAUAAAGGAUGGUAGUGUACCCGUCUCUUUCAUCCAAAAAUACCUAAUGAAGAAACUGGAUUUGACAAGUGAAACAGAGGUUGAGAUUAAAUGUGUGGGACAACCAGUGCUCCCUACAUUGCAGUUAUAUAAUUUGGUUGAGUUGUGGCUGGAUACGGCGCCCACGUCACAGAGAAUUCCAGCAACUAUUGGGUCCUCAGCAAAGGAUUUUGUCAUGGUCUUGGCUUAUGCUCGGAGGGUUCCAGACCCUUGAUCAUGUUUCCCCAUUCAUACUUUAAUGCACCUUGAAAAUCUUCUUCAUAGCAUAGUCACUUACCAUCACCACUGUGGAGGAUAGGAUAAGAUAGGUCAAAUAAAUUAUAAAGAAAUUCUCUCCAUAAAAACAUACCCUUCUGUUCAUUAAUCUAGGCAUCCUGAUUUUUCAUGACCAACAUUUUUUUUUGGUUUAAGUUCGCAUAUUCCUAUAAUUUGGAGUGCACAUGUGACUUAGGUAUAAGAAGCUAUGGGCUACCAUGCCUGGUUAGAAGUUUGUUGAGAAUUUGACAUUUGAAUCUAGAGGAUUCUUUGUUAUUUUACCCUUUAUUCUAUCUGUUUGUUUUCCAAUA